AUGCUGCCGCUUGUUCUGUAUGAUAUUAUCUCUAAUCUCCCCGGUAAUCAAUUUUCACCCAAUCCCGCGAAGCCGAGGUUCGUUUUGAGCUACAAAGAUAUUCCAUUCGUGACCAUCUGGGUCGAAUACUCAGAUAUCCAUAUCGCUAUGAAGUCCAUUGGUGCAAAGCCAAUCAAACGCCCAAAUGGCUCGGAUGUUUGCACCGUCCCCGUCCUCAGCGACCCCAACACUGGUGCCCUCAUCACCGACUCCCUCGAGAUUGCUUCUUACCUCGAAAAGACAUAUCCCGAGAAGCCAGUUUUCCCAAACAAUUCAGAGCCCUUGAUACGCGCGUUCGACUCUGCCUUCAUGAGUCUGAUUCUACCUAGCAUUAAGCCGCUGUUCCAACGUAGCAUGGAAAUAAUGAGUCCCACCAGCGCCAAGUUCUUCAUCGGAACUCGUUCGGUGGACGUCCCGUUACCAUGGGAUGUGAACUUUGAUGCAGACUGGAAGCUACUGGAGAAGGCGUACAAUACCCUGUACGAGUGGUACCAGAAGACUGACGGGAAGUGGAUCAUGGGCGACACUUUUUCGUAUCCAGACAUCGUUAUUGCUUGUCAGGUGCUGUGGUACAAACGAGUGCUCAAGGAGGAUGAGUGGGCCAGGAUCAGUUCUUGGAAUGGGGGAAAAUGGGUCCAACUCCUUGCAGAUGCUGAGAAGGAGUGCAAAUUGGCUUAG
This is a messenger RNA of Suillus subaureus, 717 nucleotides long. RefSeq lists its product as uncharacterized. Gene Ontology annotation, biological process: glutathione metabolic process; L-phenylalanine catabolic process. Lineage: Eukaryota; Fungi; Basidiomycota; Agaricomycetes; Boletales; Suillaceae. Gene Ontology annotation, molecular function: maleylacetoacetate isomerase activity; glutathione transferase activity. The transcript is spliced from 2 exons. The coding region runs from base 1 to 717 and encodes 238 amino acids. The record is from RefSeq and is a predicted model, not a curated record.